Messenger RNA from Nerophis lumbriciformis (worm pipefish), 2310 nucleotides. It is a transcript of the gene det1, whose product is annotated as DET1 partner of COP1 E3 ubiquitin ligase. Gene Ontology annotation, molecular function: ubiquitin-like ligase-substrate adaptor activity; ubiquitin protein ligase binding. Gene Ontology annotation, cellular component: cullin-RING ubiquitin ligase complex; nucleus. NCBI's taxonomy places the organism in Eukaryota, Metazoa, Chordata, Actinopteri, Syngnathiformes, Syngnathidae. Gene Ontology annotation, biological process: positive regulation of proteasomal ubiquitin-dependent protein catabolic process; protein ubiquitination. The record is from RefSeq and is a predicted model, not a curated record.
UCUGUUUCCGCUUCCGCUUCCCCAGUCAGACAACACACCAACAACAAACAUCAUUCCUCCUUUUCACAAACAUAUCCAACAUGUAUUCUGAUAUUUCAGGGGAAAUAUGAGGGGUUUUGUAUUUCUAUUGCCUGGAUGAUUUUUACCGUGUUUUUUUCCUCAAGAGAGUGUGAAGGUUUUUACUUCGUCAUCCAAAGUUUGCUGCUACUGCUUAGCACCUUGUGAACUUGACAGAAGCUGCAAGCUGCUAACAACAGGGUAGUUGGGCAGGGAUGUAGUCGUUCAGCCCCCCAGGCUCACCCCGAAUCUACCUAAUAAGCAGAGCUCCGAGUCAACAAUCGCUGUGAUGGAUGAGGACACACCCACUCUCAAACCUCGACGGAUCCAGAAUCAGAAUGUGGUUUAUCGUCUUGAAAUGCGUCGGAUCUGCUCAGGCCAUCCAGGAGCUCACUGGUACAGAGUACGCUGCUUCCACCAGAACCUGUUCCCCAACUUUACUGUGGUCAACGUGGAGAAGCCUCCCUGCUUCCUGAGGAAGUUUUCACCUGAUGGUCGUUGCUUUAUCGCCUUCUCAUCUGACCAGACAUCUCUAGAGAUUUAUGAAUACCAGGGCUGCCAAGCAGCUCAGGACCUGCUGAGAGGUCAAGAGGGUGAGACCCUUGCAACAGCCAACGACCAGCGCUCCCUCAACAUUCGAGGUCGCCUUUUUGAACGUUUUUUCUCCUUGCUCCAUGUCACUAAUGUGGCGUCCAAUGGAGAGCACCUCAACCGGGAGUGUAGCCUCUUCACCGACGACUGCCGUUACGUCAUCGUUGGCUCGGCCGUGUACGUCCCCGAGGAGCCACCACCAUACUUCUUUGAGGUGUAUCGCAACAAUGAAUCAGUAACUCCAAAUCCUCGGUCUCCUUUGGAAGACUACUCUCUCCAUGUUAUCGAUCUCCACACUGGCAGGCUGUGUGACACCAGGUCCUUCAAAUGUGACAAGGUCAUCCUGUCCCACAACCAGGGACUCUACCUCUACAGAAACAUCCUUGCUGUGUUAUCCGUCCAGCAGCAAACCAUACAUGUCUUUCAGGUGACUCCAGACGGAACAUUUUUGGAUGUAAGGACCAUUGGGCGGUUUUGUUAUGAGGACGACCUCCUGACUCUAUCAGCCGUUUACACAGAGGCUCAGGCUGAGGGCCAGCUGGGCUUCCCACGUCUCUACACGGACAAAACCAUCAACUCUCUCAAGCACAGGCUUCUGGUGUACCUUUGGAGGAGAGCUGAGCAGGAUGGCAGUGCUACUGCCAAGAGAAGAUUUUUCCAAUUUUUUGAUCAGCUAAGGCGACUCAGGAUGUGGAAGAUGCAGCUGCUGGAUGAGCAUCACCUCUUCAUUAAAUACACAAGUGAAGACGUGGUUACUCUCAGGGUCACAGACCCCUCACAGCCAUCAUUCUUUGUCGUGUACAACAUGGUGUCUACAGAGGUGCUGGCCGUCUUUGAGAACACCUCCGAUCAGCUGCUGGAGUUGUUCGAGAAUUUCUGUGACCUGUUCAGAAAUGCCACGCUGCACAGCCAGGCCGUCCAGUUUCCCUGCUCAGCUUCCUCCAAUAACUAUGCCCGGCAGGUCCAAAGAAGAUUCAAAGACACAAUUGUAAAUGCCAAGUAUGGGGGCCAUACUGAGGCGGUGCGUCGGCUGCUGGGUCAGCUACCCAUCAGUGCACAGUCCUACAGCAGCAGCCCUUACUUGGACCUGUCACUCUUCAGCUACGAUGACAAGUGGGUUUCUGUCAUGGAGAGGCCCAAAACCUGCGGGGACCACCCAAUCCGGUUUUAUGCACGUGACUCCGGCCUACUGAAGUUUAAGAUCCAGGCAGGCCUGCUUGGUCGGCCGGUAAACCACGCUGUAAGGCGUCUCGUCGCUUUUACCUUCCACCCCUUCGAGCCCUUCGCCAUUUCUGUCCAGCGCACAAAUGCUGAGUAUGUGGUCAACUUCCACAUGAGGCAUGUGUGCGCGUGAGGACUGGAGACUUUGCUUUUUUACUGUACACACAUACCAAAUUAGGAGUACUCUUCUUUCAGCGUUCACUUCACUUCACCUCUGCUCCCCUUCAUAGUUUGCUUCCACUUUGCUGCCUCUUUUGCCAAACAACAAGGAGGAGGGGCCGCAGUCAGUGCUGGUAAGAACUGUGCAUCCAAUUGUUUAUCAGUCGCUCACAUGGAAGAAAAUACCUUUUAAUAGUAAUCAAUUGUUGUUUUUUACUCUAUUAUUAUGUAUUAUUGUUUGUAUAUAUUUUAUGCCAAUAAAAUGGUCGCUUUUUUUCAGUA